CAAAAAUAUUUUAUUAAAUGUAUAUCUCACACCAAGAAAUCUUCCAGUUUUACAAACAUAUAUAUAUAAAAACGCCGAUAGAAGACAUUUAAUGUUUUGCUCAACAUUGAAAUUUAGUGAUCAAUGGCACAAACCCCUCUAUAUAGAAUGAAGACGUGCCUCAUCUGGUGCGUAGUCCUUUUAAACAUGGUGACAAGGUAUUGCACAGAACCAGACCCACCUUGACCUAAACUAUUUGUAAUCCUAAGGGAACGAUCCUAUACACAAGAAGUUGGUGUAUAGCAGGCUGGCAUGAAUUUACACCAGAUCCAAAUUCCGUUCAGCAGCGGGGCUACUGCUGGCUCAGUCGGCCAAAGCCUGGCAGAGGAAAACAAGCUUUUUAAAUAGUGUUUGAGUUACACCAUCCUUUCUGCAGGCAGAACUUCUGCCAGGUUGCCAGGUCACAAUACUAGGUUGAACGGACUUAGAAUCCAACCCAAGUAAAACUCUGCUUUUUCAGGGUUUAGGCCACUUUAAGAUCAAUAUCACCUGCAUUAAUAUGAGUUAUGUUUACACGAAGCAGCUUUUAAUUAAUUAACUAAUUAAGCAGUGUAUGAAUAUUAUGGAAUAACUGAGUGUAAAAAGCCUCAAAUCAGUUUACAAAACAGUAAAAACAAGAAAAAGUCACAACCCUACUUUAAAACAUACAAGAGUUAAAAAUACCUAAAACAGAUUAGAAUUACCUCGGUGCACAACGCUGGCAUUUUACUUAGAAUUGUCCGGAUGGAUUUCGAAUUCCGCUUCUAGUUCCGCGCGAGAACUUCCACGUGAUGAAGCGAAGGAACCCCGCCUCCCGCGCUCGCAGGGAGCGUGGCGCCGCGCUUAGAGCGCCCGACGGCCACCCGGGAGCCCGGGGUUCGGAUCCCGCGAUGGACGGGGCUCACUCGGCGGUGCCCUCGGGGCCAGUGGCCGCCUCAUUCAGCCUAGCCUGCCUCGCAGCGAGGGCUCUCGGCGGGGAGGGAGAAAUGAACGAGCGAGAGAAGAGACAGCAGGGCCGCCGCCGCCGCCAGAGCGGAGCAGCUGCUCCCCCGCGACACGCUCUGCGCAUGCCUGGAUGAAAAGCCCCGCGUGCGCAGCGGCGCAGGCGCAUUCCCUACGGACGCUGCCUCAGAAGUGCAGCAGCAGCGGACGGAAGUGACGUCGGGACGCCUGGCGCUUCCGGUGUGAAGAAGAAGAAGCAGCUCUGAGGGGGCAGAAGCGAGUGAGUGGCCGACCGACCCGCCGAGUGGCCUCCCUACCUUCUCGCUUCUAGCCUCUCGCCUCGUUGCCGGGAAAGGCCGAGGGAGGGAAGCCGGGGGGGGGCGUGACUCUGGCUCUGCGGGUGGGGGGAGAGGAGCGCCGGGGCCUCUUUCGGGGCCCUUCGGGAGCAACUGACGGGGGGCGCGUGAAGGGGAGGGGCCGCCGUCCCCUGCCCCCUCCCCCCCGCGCGAGCGGCCCCUGCAAGCCAGCACAGGGGGUUAAAGGGAGUAGGUGACGUCACUUCCCCUCCCCCCCUCAGCCCCUGGAGGGAUUCAUCCUGUCAGUUCUUUCAUUUCCUUGUUUGCCCUCAAUCUAACGUGGGCGCCGUGGGUGUCCCUGAAGCCUGGCAGCAGUUAGGGAGGCGCGCGAGAAAGUGGAGGGAGGGAGUUCCCUGCCCCGAGGAGCUUACAAAACGAGCGAACUUGGUGACGUUCCCUUUCUUCAGGUUGAGGGUUAGCUGUUUUUGGUUGUCGUUUUUGACCAUGCUCAUGGUGUUUCAGAGGGAGAGUGAUGUAGGCGAAGCGUACAGGUAAGCUCGUGCUGCUGUGGAGCUCUGCCCCAAGGAGCUAACAUUGAAACAAAAAGUGGUUGGUCCUUCGGCUGCUCCUGAGGGAGAGGGCUAUCGCCACAGUGGCUCUGCUCUACCUGCACGUUCAGAGGCAGUAAUGCUUCUGAAUACCAUUUGGGGUGAGGGCUCCUGUGCAUGAAUGCGGCUUGUGGGUUUCCCUGGUGGGCCAUUGGGUUUCCUCUGGUUGGCCACUCUGAGAACAGGUUGCUGAACUAGAUGCACCCCCCCCCCCAAUUGGCCUGAUCCAGCAGGGCUCUUCUUAUGUUCUUAUAGAAACUGGGAGGGGAAGAUGCCCUUAUGCUCAGGUCUUGCCUGUGGGCCUCCCAUUGUGACAUCUGGUUGGCCACUGUAAACACAUAAUACUGGACAAGACGGGCCUUUGGACUGAUCCAGCAAGGCUCUUAAGUUCAUUCAGGUCAAAGGAUUCAUAAUAAUAAUAGUAAUAAUUAAUUAUUGAUAGCAGGGUAUGAUGUUAAAACAACUUAAUAAUAAUAAUUUUAUUAUUUAUACCCUGCCCAUCUGGCUGGGUUUCCCCAGCCACUCUGGGCAGCUUACAGCACAUAAAAAAAUUCUAAAACAUCAGACAUAAAAAAAUUCCUGAUACAGGGGUUAAAAGUGUUUCAGAGCAGGAAUGACUUGACCGUUUGGCCCUGAAGGCUAAAAAAAAGGAGCCCCUUGAGUUUUCAGCCACAAGCCUGGCCUCUGCAACUGAAAAACCCUUGUCCUCUGUCCCAGCCAACCACACUUCUGAAGGUAACAGGACAAUGAGCAAGACCUCUGAUCAUCAUUAAUGGCCAGCAAACUCGUGGGAGAUGAUGAUCCUGCUAAUAACCUGACCCCAAACCACUUACAGGUUUACAGUUAGUCACUAGAAUCUGGAAACUAAUUGGAAACCAGCAGAGAUCACAUAAGAUGCCUGAAGAACUGAAUAAAAUGUGAAGGAGGAAAAAAAUAAUUUUAGCUUUUAUUUUUAACUUGACUAGUUGGUAUUGUAUCCAUUCUGGUUGCUCAAUUUACAUAUAUUGUAUUCAUUCAUUGUAGUGAUAUUUAAUGUUCUAAAGUACUGAGAAAGUACAGAGGAGUGAAAGCCAAGCCUUGGAGUGGUGGUCAGUGUUAUGAUGCAAAAAAAAAUUUAAAAAAAAUCAGACUACAACAGCAAACUUUAUCCCAUCUUUUUCACUUUCAUUUUGCAGUGAUCAGGGAAAAUAUGGCUGCAGAUUGGCUUGGAAGCAUUGUCUCAAUCAACUGUGGAGAGAGCCUGGGAGUCUAUCAGGGAAGAGUGUCUGCUGUGGAUCAGGUCAGCCAGACCAUCUCCUUAAAGCGGCCUUUCCAUAAUGGUGUUAAAUGUUUGGUACCAGAGGUCACCUUCAGGUAAAUGGCCCAUCUGUCUGCUUUUUCUAGACUCUGACCAUUUAAGUGUUUGAGUUUUCGAGACCAACCAUGAAAAACUGCCAUGAGCUGGUGGGGGAGAGGGGCACUGCUGAUAUGUUGUUCACAACCACAUUUUCUUAUUCCCAGGAUUUUGGCUGAUGAUGCCAAAUCAGUACAUAAACCAGGAGCUGAGGUGCUCUUAACCUCCAGGCCAGAUUAGGCUCAUCGCUGCCAUGGUGCAGUUUCUCCACUGUAUCUGCAAUACCUCUGCCUUGCUGUCUUUUCUGUCUGUCUGUCUGCCUCCCUUUCAUAUUCUCCACAUUGCAAUCCAGCUGUCACAAGAAGAAAAUGAGAGGGAGAGAGACCUGGAGCCUGGCAAGUGCACAUGCAUGUAGGUCAGAAACCCAACCAUGGAGCACAGUAUCACUGGAAAAACCCUUUUAAGUGCUGUUGUCCAUGCUCUGGCCCCAAGUCCAUAUGUUUCCUGCCUGGCUAUCAGUCUCUCUCAUUCUCUUUGCAACAACUGGAUUGUAAGUUGGGUGGGGGAAGAAACAACAACUUCUGGUGCCUCUAUAAACAGUGAAGACUUGCAGGGAUUGUAGGGAAUGAUAUGGGACCAGGAGGAUUGGUACCAGCCCCUUUCAUAUGAAUGGAUGUAAGAGAGAAUGAAUGGAUUAUGUAGCAGCGGAUGGGUGAAGUAAGUAACAGGGAAGGAUUGGCUAAGACGCUGCCCACUUUGGCUUCAGCCCUGCCCAUCACUGUCAUGCAGCCCCCGAAAGAUAAUCCCCAAGGAGCUUUGCUCCUACUCCAAUGUAAAAAACAUUUCUUUUUAUUGGAACUUUUCUUAAAUAAAUGGAUACAUAUCACAUUUGAAAAACUGGAGCCAUCUCUUAAAAGAUCUUGAUAUACUGGCUGGUAACUGGCUAGACAGUUAAAAACAAAUCUUGGUGAUGAUACUUGCAUGCCUUCUUGUUCAUAGUAGUUGUUUUUUUCCCUUUUUAGCAAACUCUUUUAAAAAAUCCACCCCAAACAUACUGAAUUUCCUUCACACUAACAAGUGUGAUGGUUGGGGGUGCAAAGAUGUUCAUUGAGCUAGAUGCUUCUGGCUGAUUCCUUGGAUACUGGUAUCUACAGUUCCUCCUGGCAGCCCACUGUGCUUGCUAGAGAUCUUAAGUGAAUUUUAUCUCUCUUUCGUAACACUAUGAAUGUCACCCAAUGCAGCUGAAUGUUGGAAGAUUCCAACUCUACAAUUUUAUAAGUCUUUUCUUAAAUUGUGGCAUCCAGAGCUGGACACAGGACUCCAGGUGUGGUCUGACCAACGCGGAAUGGAGCGGGACUGUUACAGUGGUACCUCUAGAUACGAACAGGAUCCGUUCCGGAGCCCCGUUUGCAUCUAGAAUUAAACGUAACUAGCGACGGCGUGUCUGUGCACGCGCACGUCGCUUUUCACCGCUUCUGCACAUGCGCGUUACAUCAUUUUGAGCAUCUGCGCAUGCGCAAGCAGCGAAACCCGGAAAUAACGCGCUCCGUUACUUCCGGGUUGCCGAGGAGUGCAACUCGAACGCGCUCAACUUGAAGCGUAUUCAACCCGAGGUAUGACUGUACUUCCCUUUUUUGCUGCUGCAUCACACUGUUGACUCAUGUUUAGCUUCUGAUCUACGAAGGCCCCUAGAUGUUUUUCACAUGUACUACCAGCAAGCCAAGUGUCGUCCUAUCGUAUAUUUCUGCAGCGGGUUCUGCCUGCUUAAGUGUAGAGACUGACAUUUGUCCCUAUUGAAAUUCAUUUUGUUAGUUUUGGCCCACUUCUCCCAUCUUUUAAGGUCAUAUUGAAUCCGGAUCCUGUCUUCUCCGGCAUUAGCAACCCCUUCCAGUUUGGUGUCAUCUGCAAAUUGGUUGAGCAUCCUCCUCCUUCCUUCAUCUAAGUUAUUUAUAAAGACAUUUAACAACAUUGGGCCCAGAACAGAAUUUGUAUUUGUAUACAGUGGUACCUCGGGUUACAGACGCUUCAGGUUACAGACGCCGCCAACUCAGAAAUAGUACCUCGGGUUAAUGACUUUGCUUCAAGAUGAGAACAGAAAUCGCACAAUGGUGGCACAUCUAAUACAUGUUAAAUUUACAAAAGGCCGCAAUAACAAGUGUUCCGUGGUGAAAUGAAAUUUUUGUACCAAGAAGCAAAAUUCUGUGGCAAGGUUUCUAAACUAUUGUCAUUAGAAUGCUACAACUUGCUUAGCGUUUAGACAGUUAGGUCUGCAUUGCCUGCAUCUUGAUUUUUUUUACCCCUAUCUUUGCACUCCUAAGGACUGCAAACUUAGUAAUAUUAGAGAAAAGGAAAAAAGAAAGCUAAUAUACUGUGAAUGAUGAAUUGGUUUCCCAGUACCAAGUACCUGUGCUGAGUGCCAGCACGAAAUUCACGCAACCCUUGUAAUGCUCCACCACCAGUAAUACCGAGCUGAAGAUACCAGUGUGAUAGUCUGAAAGCUGAAUUUUUAGACUGAAAUGGAAGAAGUUAUACUUUUCGUUAUUUUCCUCCACCCACUUGGAUUUCUUCCUAAUGUUUCAUUUUUUGCUUCAAAUCUAAUGAAUGUGUCUAAAAUUUCAGCUAUGAAACUUCUAUGAUGAUAGGCAAUAUCCCACUGAAUGCCAGUCACUGGGUGGAAACAACCAGCUCAGUUAUUGCCUUCACACCUUGUUUCUGAGCUUCUCGUGAGCCUCCUGUUCAUCUCUGUGGGAAAUGUGUGCUAGGCUGGAUGGGCCUUUGGCUAGCAGGGCUCUUGUAUACUCUUUCUCCUUCCCUUCCUUCUUGUCCCCAAAUAUUAGAGUAGUUCUACCAGGGGGUAUUGACUGUAUGGUAUGAUGUAUUGAUGUGCAUUAAAAAAUUGCUAAUAAUUUUUCAGCAUUUAUAAUAUAACUGAUGGCUUGAUGAAGCCUGCUUAUGUUUCAUGAUGUGAUCAAUUUGAAAAACUGGCUCUUUUCUCAUAUCUGCUUAGCAUAUGCCAAUUCCUGAAAAUUUGAUGGUACUUAGUUUUUUGUGGUUAUUGCCUCUUGUGUAACUGAAGUAUCUGUUCUUACUGGCACAGCUUCUAACACAUUUUCACACCUGCUAAACUUGUCAGCUAGCUGGUUUUGUGGUGCAAUAGAUCAGGGCUGGAGAAGCUGUCCAAGAUGUUGUUGGACCCUUAUCUCCCAUCAGUGUUGGUUAACAUGGCCAUAGGUCUGGAAUGAUGGGAAUUGGAGUAUCCUGGUAUCUGGAGGAUCACAGCUUCCCUACGCCUGAUGUAGAGGUAAGCACUAUUGCAAAAUCACACCUUGUUUGGGCCUCUUCCUUUCGUUUAGGGCAGGUGACAUUACUGAACUGAAGAUCCUGGAGAUUCCAGGCCCUGGUGAUAAUGGGCAAUGUGGAGACUUUCAGCACACUGACCUUUGUAUUCCUGGCAUUGGAUGUCCAGGGGGUACCAGCCAGAAUGGCCCCGGCAAAUUGCUGAAGAAACCUGGUGCUUCUAGUAGUGCCCCACAGAAUAUUCCCAGGCGAACAGACGUUAAAAACCAGGAGGUUGCCAUUUCUCCCCAGCAGCAGCAAUGCUCCAAGAGCUAUAUGGACCGGCACAUGGAGUCCUUGAACCAAUCCAAAGGCUUUCGCCGGAGGCACAACUCAUGUGAGUACAUUGGCCACAUAAUACUCUUCUUUCUCUUUGUCCUGAGCAUGCCUUGUUACUGCCAUUCUUGUACCCAUUUCCCUAUCUGGGAGCUGAGAUGGGGCCUGUAAGCUGGAAGUACAUUUAGAAAUCAGGGUAUGAAGCUUUGUUGCUUAAACUGUUUUUAAUUCUGAAUCUUAAAUUGUUUGUUUAUUUUAUUUUAUUUGUUAGGUUUAUAUACCACCCUUCAUCAAAAGUUCUCAGGGCGAUUCGCAAGAUAAAAAUGCAAGAUAAAAGCACAAAUAUUUAAACUGGAAGCAACAAAACAAUGACCCUCCAAGCACAUUUAAAAUGUGUUGUAAUCUGCCUGGGGGUCUUCUGAAGAGCAUAUACUAAAUUUAAAACAGUAUAUAAAUAUAUACAAAUGCUCAAAAGGUGGGUUCUAGCAUUGGCUUACGGGUAAUCUACUUUUACCAGCCAAUGUUUGGGGAGGGUUACAGAGCUUCCUUUCAGAGUAGCGUACUGACAGCUUCCAAAAUUAGUGGUAACUCUUGUGCUCCCAUUUCCCCUUCCUGGAAUGGCAUGAGUUUGAUAUACGGUAAUGGAGCAUGCUAGCAAGGGAAGAGAGCCUCUUGCUGGCAAGACAUGUUUUGACUUACCUGCCAGAUUCCAGUCCUGAGGCUGGGCAUGUUAGCAAGGAAACAGGACCACAUCAUUCUCAUGCCCCCCAGUCCCUCUUUUUUGUCUAGCCUUCCAUCAGGAGAAGACUUGGGAUUGCAGCACUCAGAUAAGAAAAGGGAGCCUUCCCUUUGCUAGUGCACUCCAGCGGUCAGUCUGCCCACCUGUCUUCCAAAGGUGACUGAGCAGCUGUACUAAGACUCAUUUAAAACAUAAUAUCUGUCAUUCUCUUUUGUGUCAUGCCCCACCCCCAACAUAAAAACCUCCACCCUGUUUCAAGUGCAGAGAGAAGGAUUUAACAGCUGUGGGGUGGAAUAAGAGAAGGCAGUUCUGUGAUAGGUUUGCCCAUUCUGGCUGUAAUGAAAUGCCAUUUGUGAAGCUAGGCCUGUUUUCUUUGCAGAUGUCCUAGGACUCGUCCUGACAUACUUGAUGAGGCUUUUAUGAUGUCAUCAACUUGACCAUAAAGGCUCAUUAACAUUUGCCUUGUGGGCAAAUAGUCAUGCUCAUAGUAUUCCUGCUUGCAGGAGUGUUUGGUCUGCAGUGGCUUAAGUGAGAAAUGCCAGGUAUCAGCUAUUCAUGUUUCAUGCUCCUGUAAACGGCCGUGUAAUAGGUGACUGUAAUGCCUUCAGAGCAAUGGCUUUCAGUACUUUAGUAACUAUCUUUUUGUUAAUCCUUCACUUUGAAACUGCUCUUCCCUUUAACUUGAAUCUUACUUCUAGUCAAUGCUUGAAUGUUCCUUAACUGCAGAUUAUAACCACCAAUGUGUGUCUGUACCUACCUCUGCAAAUGCGCCAAGCUGUGAAAACCAAAUCUCGCUUCUUUAGUUUAAACUUGUUUGUCCCAGUCUUUCUAACUUGAAUCACUUGCUUAUUCUAGUUUCCUAAUAAGUUCUAUAAAACUGAGUUUGAAGGGAAGAAGAUCUGGAUCCCUUUAUAUGUUCUCUAAAAACCUCCCAUCCAUAGUUACUGUCAGCCAAAUCAGAAAGGAAAGUUUAACUGAACAUUAAGUUUAGUUUAGCAAGAUUACCUAGUGAGUGGGAGUGCAAAUGCUUUACUGACAAUUUCCCUGUGUUCUGCCAUUGCUGCAACUUAACCACUUGUGGUAAAAAAACCUUUUGAUCAAAUAUAACUCAGGAAUGACUCUUAUAUUGAGCACCAAAGAAAUUGAGCACCACCAUUCAUGUGGGGGCUGUAACAUGACUGCCUUGAGAUGGCGCAAACAUUAAGCCUAAACUAUAACCUUGUAAAUUAGAUUGCUCUAAGGACAGGUGAGGGGCAGUUAGGACAAUGCAGGAAGGGACAUAAUUCACAGGGAGAAUGUGUGCCUUAACCGCAAAGAAUAAACAGAUUUAUUCCUUGGCAUCUUUAGAUAAAAGGAUCUUUGGUAAUAGACAUCUAUCUAAGACCCCAUAAAGCUGUUGCCAGUUAGAACAGCAGAUGCUGCGCUAGGUGCAACAGUGACCUGGCUAAUCUAUGACAGCUUCUUAUACUUAUUCACUUCUCUUUGGUCCUGUGGUGAAAAUAAGCAGUGUUUCUAGAUCAUCUCCUUUUCGAAUCAGUCAGUGUUGGAUGGAUGGAUCCUGUCUAGUUUCCCGACUAUAUUGCCCAGUCAGGGUUGCCUAGCUUUCAAGGGAGAAAAACAUUUAACAGGUUGCGGAGAGCACAAGCUAUGCAAAUAUCCAAAGACUGGUUCAGCUGUUUUCUUUGCCACCUGUACCUGCACUGUGUAUCCUCGUUCUAGGCUAGAAUCUUGGGCAUGAGGUUAAAUAGUCUAGAAGAUGCUGGCUGUGAAAACCCAAGGCAGGUGAUGGUGCAGUGUGGCUGAGUGUUAUUAUUGUUGGAGGUGGUCCCCUGCAUUGAGUGAGCAGCUGUUGACCUUUAGAUGCCCUGUAGCGUGCAUGCUGAAGGCAGGGGCAAAGUUACCUCUUUAUAAUGCUUGUGCAAAAGGAAUCAAUAAAUAAUAGCAUUGGGGUUACACAACAAUGAGUUGCGUGCAGGGCUGGUACUCCCUGCUUCAGACUGGGGUUGGCAGGGCAGCCUUGGAAAGGGUUUUGCAGGAAGGCAGACGGCUUGCCAGAGGCUUCAUGUGCUCGGCUUGUUGGCUGUAAUGACUGAAUCUGUCUGGGAGCCCUUGUUUACCUUUUCCAAGGGAGGGACUCCUUGGCUGCUGGCAGGUGGCCAAACUGAAUUCUCAGCUGUGCAACAUCUGACAUUACAACCAACUGUUCUAGAGGUAAGCUAGUCCAUAGAGGAAAUGCAAAUGGCCCACUGAAGGCAAGCCCCUGUGAAGUCUGCUUAUCAGCCCAUCUACUGUUUUGACUGUGUUUAGCUUGGCUUAGAGGUUUUUUGUUGUCCCAGCAUUUUGACUGAUUGCAUUGUGCUGUGUGGAAGAGGCCCAGCUUUACCCACUCUUAGUGGUAGGCCUGCUGAGCAUGUGCAGGCUACACUUGGAGUAGUGUAACAUAGCCUUGGUUGGAACACCACAUCACACACCUCUUGAAGUCCUGAGUGGUGUAGGAAGGUUGUAAGUGCUUGCUCAGAGCAGCCAUUCCUUUUACUGCCCACUGGAUAUAAUAGUAUUGGUAGGGCAGUUAAUUGGUAGCUACUCACAGUGGAUCCCUUGGUUUUGUGGCAUAGCUUCCAGUUGUGAAAAGAGCAUGCAUCCUGUUUAUUAGAUUACUCACUCCAAUUGCUUUUCCUUAUGUAGACCCAAAAGCUUCAUGCAACCACCAUCCCUGUCCACCUAUGUCAAAAAUAUAAGCCCUUUCAGAGCUUGACUGGUCCUUCAGGGACGUAACAACAUAUUUAUGGUGGCCAAGUUAUGCAAGUGAUGUCGCUUUUGGUUGCAGCUGUCAGCAAGUUUUCAGAACUGGCUGUCAGGAGGGUGGAUUACAUGGCUGACCUCCACAAUCACUGUGUAUUUAACUCUGGUGGAGCUGGAGCUUGGCCUUCAUUCAGGAUGUCUCAUGGGAGCCCAUAGAGAGUGUUCUGACUAUUGUUUUUCCUGCUUUUGUGGCUUGUUUUGUUCUGUCAGCAUUUAGAUUCCUGGCAGGCUGUCCACCCAUACCCUUUGGAAUUAGCCACUGUGGGUGUUUUUAUGUCCUUGUUUUUUGAGGGGGUGACAGAGCUGUGAAGUAGAACACAGUUUAUUUGCAGAUGAGUCUGGAAAUAUCUAAACACUCAGUUUGGAGCUGGCAGCAGCAGAGUAUACAGGCAGCCCCCCAUUUACACAGGUGUUAAGUUCCGAGGCACCGCAUGCGUCUGAAAUCAUGUAUUGAAACCCAUUGAAAAUGCCUGCAAACAUCCCACCCUGCUCUUUUAGUGAUGUUUCAGUGUCGUCUUUAUGAUGUUUCUGGGUCACUUCUGGGUUCAGUGCGAUGCAUGUAUACAGGCCUAGGCAAACUCAGCCCUCCAGAUGUUUUGGGACUACAACUCCCAUCAUCCGUAGCUAACAGGACCAGUGGUCAGAGAUGAUGGGAGUUGUAGUCCCAAAACAUCUGGAGGGCCGAGUUUGCCUAUGCCUGCACGUAUACAUAGUUGCACACAUUUUGAAUGCACGUAAACAGGGGGGCUGCAUGAUUGAGCUGACCUCUUUCUAUCAGGUGCCUCCAUGGGUGACUGUGCUUUGCUUUUCUGAACUCAUGCUGUUGGAUGAGGUAAGGGUGGAAAUUUAGGGGCUGGAGAGACCAGGCAAGGUCUUCCUGGAAAACAAGUGUCAAACCGUUUCCUAGAUGUCCAUAACUUUUGGUUGGCCUUGGUAGCCAAGCCAAAACUUGAGUUUGCUAAGAUCUUUCCCUGUGCCAUUCCCCCAUGUGAUAAUCCCCUGCUCUUUUCCCAUUUGAAAGUUGGUACUAGGAAGAGUGGCAGUGGGCUUCUUGGUUUAGCUGUGUGCCAUCCAUAUGCUCUAAAUGUCUCUGGCAGUGACUCCCAGAGAGCCAUGGGAGAGCAAGACAAUACAGAGCAACUGGGCAAGAUCAACAGUUUUUCAUUGAUAAUGCUUGAGUCAAUGAGGCAGAGUGAACUAUGUUCUGAAAGAAACAAGAAUAGGCUGGUCAGACAGACAAGUCUCAUGCAGUGUUAGAAACUCGGAUGUAUAAGCUAGGCGUCAAAUAGCAUCCUAAACCUAGGUUACGGUCCCCAGGAAGUUAGACUAGAUGACCCUCAAGGCCCUUCCAACGCUACAAUUCUAUGAUUUUGUGAUGCCAACUACAUUGCCUGACUGUAGUUUGCUCUUAAUACAAUUCACAUGUCCCUGUAUGCAAGGAGAAACACACACCGUGGAAAUGGAAACGGUGUAAACUAUAGACUAAGGCAGAGGUUUUUAAAAUGUUGUCUGAGUUCCAUUUGGGUGUCCUUUGGAAAGGUUGCAGAACAGUCAAAUAUCUUUGCACUCAGCCCUGCACUUACUUUCCUUGAUGUGAUGAUAGAGGACUGAAUUGUCAAAAGCUUAACAAGGCUCUAGCCCAGGCCUCAUAAUGCAGUGCUGGUUUUGAUCAGGAUAGAAAAAAAUGGGAAGGGGCAGCUCUUCUUCAAGGAAGAAGGGUAGGGGGAUGCAGGGUGGCACCCACAUGAAAAGUGGGUGGGGCCACCCUCACACUACAGUUAAGUGGACCUGGGGAAGCCGAGCCAAACCCGUGGCAGAGGUGUCCUUCCUCCACUGCGCCUGGAAAGAAUGUGCCACCGCUGCCCUGGUCUACUGCCAGAGCCCAGCCUGACCCUGCAGUGCAGAAGUGCUUCUCAGGGCGGCCUGGGUGGCCCAGCAUGGCUGUUUUGAGGCACCGAGAAACUGCCUCACGAGAGAUGGGUGCGCAGGGCUGAGCAAGCUUGGCGAUGUAGGCCCAAGGAGAAACACGCUUUGCCCUCUUUCCUCCUAGGCAUGUUUGCUUGGAAGUAAUCCCCUCCAUGUCCAGAGGAGCUUUCUUACCCUCAAGAAAGUGUGCCUAGGAUUGCAGCGCAAAGUUUGCUACCAUGCGAGCCAGUUAAUUCUUGUGGGAGUACAGAAGAACAAUACGUGCAUCUUCUGCUGCCCAUGAAUCAGCUGGCUCGUUGGAGAUAUCAGUUGCCAACCUGGUGCUCAGAAAUCUACACCUGGUUACAAUUGGACCCACACCAGUAGAAAAAUGCACCUGGCGCUUGGGAAAUUUCAAACACUGGCCUUAUGGGCAGUUUGAAACAUAAUGUGGUGGGUGGCUUUGCAUCAUUUGGCAAAGUAGUCUAGAAUCCAUCUUGUGCAGUCGACAGUUUGUGUUCUUUGUUUUCAUAAACAUCUGCUUUCCUUGUUGACUAAUCCUUGACUUGCCAUGUCCUUUACUUCAGGGUCCUCCAGUAGCCGCCAUCCAAACCAGGUGACUCCAAAGAAGAGUGGUGUGAAGAAUGGGCAGAUGAAGAACAAAGACGAUGAGUGUUUUGGGGAUGACAUUGAAGAAAUCCCAGAUACAGAUUUUGAUUUUGAAGGGAACCUGGCCCUCUUUGACAAGGCAGCUGUGUUUGAGGAGAUUGACACUUACGAGAGGAAGAGUGGGACUCGCUCAAGAGGCACUCCAAACGAGAGAUCUGCACGCUAUCGCCAUGAUGAGAAUAUCUUGGAAUCUGAGCCUAUCGUGUAUCGCAGAAUCACUGUGCCCCAGGCAAGCAAAGAAUUCUGCACUGGUAUGCUGGCUUUUUAAAAUUGAACACAGCGGCUUCUUUGAGGGAUGAUUUGAAAGGGAAUGUCUGUUUAAUACAAAUGUGGCUGUUCUGGUUUUUAUCUGUGCUGGGCCACUUGCUCUGUGCCUCACGGCCCUUUUUCUUUCAUGGAUUGGAUCAAAAACACUCCGUCUCCCACAUAGGUAGGUAAGCAUGCAAAGAUGUGACUGUUUAUGAGUGUUUGGCUUUAAUAUAGAACUUUCAGGGCUUCACAUAUAUUCACGUAAUCUUUACAGCAGCUCUACAGAGCAGGCCAGUAGCACCCCACAUUACAGGGGCUGAAGGGGCGUUGGCUGAUGAAGAGGGAUAGUGGGUUUGGAUCAGGCCAUGCCGUGACUUUCAUGGCUGAGGUGAGACUUGAAGGACUGGCCUCUUGGUUCACAGAUCAUGCCUUUAGCCACUGUGCUGCCCUAGCUUUUCCUUUUCUGGGCGUCUGUCCUUAAAAUACUUGCAUUCAUUGCAACUUUACUGCUAUAGUGGCUGCUGAUAUUUGGAUUGGAUUCAGCUGUUUUUGCCACCUUCUCUGAGCGAGGUUUGAAUCCAGGUCUCCCUGGUCCUAGCCUGACAACUUUAGCUCACACUUUCCAUAUGUUGUUGGACUCCAACUCCCAUCAUUCCCAGCCAGCAUGGCCAGUGGUCAGAAGGGAUGGAAAAUGUACUCCAGCAACUUCUGGAGGGCACCAGGUAUGUAGUGGGAGGGCAGGGUGCUCCAAUUGCUACACCAUACUGGCUGCCAGUGCUGGACCCAGAUGCAUCACUGAACCCUGAACCUUGGUGGCCUCCCAAACAGUUAGACAGUGGUGACACUGACCUCCUUUGCAAGCUACUGGAAGGAUUAUUGCAGAUAACAACAACAACAACAACAACAACAACAACAAUUUUAUUAUUAUACCCUAGCCAUCUGGUUGAGUUUCCCCAGCCACCCAGGGCAGCUCCCAACAGAAUAUUAAAAGCACAAUAAAACAUCAAACAUUAAAAACUUCCCUGAACACGGUUGCCUUCAGAUGUCUUCUAAAAGUCAGAUAAUUGUUUGUUUCCUUGACAUCUGAUGGGAGGACGUUCCACAGGGCGGGUGCCACUACUGACAAGGCCCUUUGCUUGGUUCCCUUUAACCUCACUUCUUGCAGUGAGGGAACUGCCAGAAGACCCUUGGAGCUGAACCUCAGUGUCCAGGCUGAACAAUGCAAGAAAGUGUUUCUUAUAAAGGAAGAAUGAUGCUUCUGCUUUGUUACUGUUGCUUGUAACUAUUAGGUGGCAUUGAUGGGGACAAGGCAAACCCCAAACAGCACAGCACUUCACAAGAGGAAAAGGAAACGAGCAGCCAUGAGGGUGGGAGGCAGGGAAGGAGCAGAACAAGGAAGGAGUGGGCAGUGUCCCUUCCAGUGUUCUACACCAGGCUGUGUGAGCUCGAUCUGCUUUUAUUACCUUAAUUAUGGAAUAAUACAAUCCACCUUCUAACACAAGUGUAAUUUGAGUCUGGCUUUGAUCCAGCCCUCAUUUGCGGCACUAUUGUUGUUUUCCAGAGUUACACGCUACCUCUUAGAUUGCCUUCCACCCUGAGUUUAUUUAGCACGGUCUGGUCUGGUUUUGAUAAGCCGGUCUGACAAGUUGUCCUUUGCGUGAGUGAGGAGAAAGGAAGUCCUCUUGGUACUUGCACGCUCAUGCCAAAGAUCAAUUAGGGCAAAGUGUAACAGAGCUCUUGCUUUGCUGGGAUUGCAUGCAACAAUGCUGUGUAAUCUCACACCUUAUCUCUCCCUCCACUUCAAACAACAUCCCCUUGAAUGGGGGAGAGUGGAGCAUGGAGAGUUCCCAAAGGCAAACAGACACUAGCAGAGUGGGCACGUGGUGACACCCAUGCGGGUCCUCUUUUCUUGCAGGUUGUGGUGCCCACCCAGCAAAAACAAAAUGCAUCCUUUAAAUGUGUGCAAUCCUGCAAAGAAGUUCUACACACAGAACAGUCCCCUUAUGCAGCUCCUAUUUAUUUCAGCAGAUCUUGCUCAGGAGAACAUCUCAAUGUGAUGGUACUUCUGUCAUCCCUGUUCGGAUGUUUCCUUGAAAUAAGUUGAUCCAAUAGUGCAUAGAACUGGUCUGCAGAUUUCUUAGAACUAUUUGAAACCCUCUCUUGAAAACCUUCUCUCUUAUCUGUUUUCAUGCCUUCAUUGAGCCUUUCUGGGACUUGCUGCCACAAGAUGUGAUGGCUACCAGCUUACAGAAAGCUUUGAAAGGGAAUUGGGCAAAAUUUAGGAUAGAUCUGAGCAGCUACUGGCUGUGAUGGGGCCAUGAAAUUUCCAUGUUUGGAGGCAGCACUGAAUGCCAGUUGCUGGGCAGGGCUGUUGCAUUCUUGCCUUGCUUGUGGGGCUUCCUGGAGACAUCUGGCCGAUCACUGGAGGAAACAGCACUCUGGUCUAGAUGUGCUGUUCAGAUCAAACAGGGCAGGGCUGCUCAUUGUUUUAUUUCUAAAAAUACUUAUAUGCCAUCACCGUUUCUAAAAUGUUCAGAACGCAGCUUCUUUAUCAGCUUUGUUGCAAAGUAACUGAGCCGGGGGGUGGGUUGAUUACUGUUACUAGGAAGGAAGGAAUAUUCCACAUGGUACAAGACACAGAAGUUGAAAGGAUCUGACAGGAGUUAGCCAAGGCCUGGUUAGAAAACUGUGUUGCAAAACUUGAAAAUCACCUCUGUGCAUCGCAGAUCAGGUAGUGUGAGUUCAAACCUGGGAAUAUGUUGCCCACCCCCAAGACAUAGCUGUCCCUUAAGCUAUUGCUAUGAGAGUCUUUGCUUACAAGCAAAACACUACUGCUGAACCUUGUUUGAAAAGCAAGGAGGCUGGUGAAUGCUGUGAGACUAGAUUGACUUUGAAUGUUCUGGGUUUUUUCUCCAGACUAUGGACCACCCUGAAGCUGGUUAAAAUAACACAGCAGCAUUAACAUGGGUGCUGCAUGCAAUAAAACUGAUUAAGGCAACACAAUUAUCUUAAUUGGUUCUUAACAUGCAAGGUCAAGUUGUGUAAAUCAGUUUGCCUUUCCCAUGUCGGUCACAGGGGCUGUUAAAAAAACAAACCGAAACCUUGACAUUUCAACUUCAGUUGGCCCUCCGUGGAGUGGGACUCUGCAGAGCUCUUUGUUUAUGUAGAGCAGGUGUAGCCACCAUGGGUGGACUGCCAAUCCCAUCAGCCCCAGCCAACUUGAACAAUGGUAAAGGAUGAUGGGAUUUGCAGUCCAAGAACACUUGGAGGGAACCCUGUUUUUGAGUGACUAGCCGCUUUUCUCGCAGGACUGAUACAGCCUCAUUUAAGGAUUCUGUGUUGCUAUGAUGACCUAACCAUCCUUGACUGGAAGAAUGUUCCACUGAUUUCAGUAGAAUGCAUACCCAAAGAAGGGUAGAUAAAGAGGAUGUGUGCCGUGUGGCCACUGCCUGUCAGAGCAGACAGCUCUGAGCUAGAUGCAGCAGUACUCUUUCCCUAUAAUAACAGCAUACACUGGGGUCACCCACAUGGCUGUGAGAAAACACACUCCUGUCUACUUACAUUUGGGACUCUGAUUGUACUUUGAGGUGAGUGUUUCUAAAAACAUGUGCAUGCGUGUGUCAUUGCUGAAUAUCUGUUGCGCUAAGCACAGCUAUACUGAAUCUUUAUGGUGAGAAGAGCUAGAGGAAAGCACAACAAAACACAUACUUAUGGAGAGCCAUAUCUCGGCGGUAAGAACUUAAGAGCCUACUGGAUCAGGCCAAUGGCCCUUCUAGUCCAGCACCCUCUUCUCACAGUGGCUGAACGGUUGCCUGUAGGAAACCUGCAAGCAGGAUUCGAGUGCAGGGGCUCCCCUCCCCUCGUGGUUUCCAGCAACUAGUAUUCAGAAGCAUUGCUGCAACAAACUGGAGGCUGAGCAUAGCCGUCAUGGCUAGUAGCCAUCAAUAGCCUUAUCCCCCAUGAGCUUGUCUAAUUUUUAAAAAUCACAUGAGUUUGGUGGCCAUCACUGCCUCCUGUGGGAGCAAGUUCCAUCGCUUUACCUGUGCAGUGCAUGAAGGAUGACUUUCUUGUAUCCCUUCCGAACCUUCCAACACUCAGCUUCAUUGGAUGCCCACAAGUUCUAGCGUUAGUGGUAGAGGGCUUGCUUUAUGUGCUGAAGGUCCCAGGUUAAGUCCCAGGCAUCUCCAGUGAAGUGAAAUGUAUAAAUUAUCUUUGCUUUCUUGUAUUGCACUCUAUUACAUCCUGCCUUUCCCCCAUCAUUGAACCCAAGGCAGUGUGCCUGUGGUGCCUGAUCAAGUGUCGAAUCAAAUCCCCCGUUCAGGCACUUGAUCAGACCUAGACAUGCUUUGUUCCAGUGAGGUGGUGGCCUCUGGUGCCUUCGGACCCAGAGCCCUUGGAACACGGAUAGCCAAGCUGGGAAAGGCCGCCUGAGACAUUGGAGUGCCCAGUGCCUUUCUAGAGUAGAUAGUGGGCUUAGAUAGGUUUGGAUAUAUGGCAGGGAAGGAUCACCACUCAGUGGCAGAGCAAAGGUUUAUUCCUUGCAGCUCAUGCAUCCUGCCCUGGGGAUGGUUCACUGUCUGAGACCAGGCAGUACUGAUCAAGGUGGGUCAACAGCUGGGCUUUAUAUAAAGCAGCUUCUUCAUACUUCAGAAGCUUCCGUUUACAUCUGCAUGAAGUUACAAAGGACUGAUGAGCACAGAUUACCGUAAAGCAUAUCAUGCUUCAUUUCAUUUCUAUAGAAUUUUGGAUCUUGAAGGUUUCAUCAGCAUUUUUUUAAAAGACAAUUCUAGGCACACUUCAAGGGGUAUGUGUGUGUGUGAUCUCACCAGAAACUUUGCAUUUUGAAUGUUACUAGAUGUUCCCCUUCUGUCUUCCCCAGUUUGCUGCACUAGCCUUUGGUAUCCUAUAAUCCCAAGACGUGACAUGCACACUUACGAUGCAAACCUCUCUCCUGUAGACUUGUUUCCAUGCUGGUGUAUAGAAAUGGGAUCGCUGACAGGUUAACUGAAAUUUAUGUGAGUUAUACAGCUGUUGGUUGUGUCUGUUUGUCCCAAAGCCUCUGGGCAGUUGGGUGACCAUGUUUAGAAUGGUCCAGUUCUUAAUGCAAAAAAUGAGCAUGUGAGUGCUGUCUCAGGCUCAGGCUCUGGACCUGAAGAGCAAUGCUGCUUUUGCCAAGCAUCUCCUAACAAAUGGCUCCCUCCCUUCUUCAUUUCAGACUCUGGGCUGGUCGUUCCAAGUAUCUCCUAUGAGCUUCACAAAAAACUUCUUUCGGUGGCAGAGAAAUAUGGGCUCACCCUUGAACGGAGACUGGAAAUGACGGGGGUAUGUGCCAGCCAGAUGGCUCUGAGUCUGCUCGGAGGGCCCAACAGGUAAAACACCUUUCCUAGAAAGUAGCAAGCCUCAGUGGAUUUUGCAGGCUUCCUGUGAAAAUCACAGAAUUCUAAAUGACAUGACCUGCCAUGCUGCAAGCCAGUCUAGCCAUAUGGCUAUUAUUGUGGAUUGGAAGCCUGGGUCUUGGCUUUCAGCUGUUCUUGGUUCCCUGCCAAUCAGACACAGGAACUGUGUUCAGGGUGUAAUUCCUUGUAGUGCCUGGGAUGGUUUUCUUUGUGAGGCACCUGGAGCUGAUUUGUUAACUCAUCCAGUGUCAUCUGCCUUGUUAGCUCUGGCUCAUGGCAGGCCUUGGCUUUGUGGAUGAAUUUCUACAAGGGCUUGAACUUACAUAGUCCUUGGGGUCCUUACACCUCUGACAUUCUGUGCUGGGCGUUUGGCUCUGAAAGAAACUAGCCAAGUUAGGGCUUUGUCCCUAAGAACUGACUCUUGGUCUACUUCGUCUGGAGAGCAGUUGUUCCAGUCCCUCCAUGCAAGAUUACCUCAGAGCGACCUGACCCAGGAACUUGUUUGGCAGUGAUGCAGCCUGGCUGAUUGCAAAGCAGAAGAGAAAACUGGAAGUUACACAGGGAUUGUGAGAUUUAAACAUGAGAUUUUUAUCUCCCUUGAUCAUCAUGAAAACAUUGUUAUUCCAGUAUUUUAAAAACCACUAAGCAGUUUCAUUAUUUUAAAACCUAGCUUCCUAAUCAGCAAUGCUGCGUUUUGCUAACACAUGCCCUUGUGACACUGCAAACCUUUGCAUGCUUAGUUGGAAGAAAGCUGCAUUUGAAUUCAGUGGUGUUUCUUUCUGAAUAAAGAGAGAAUUGUUUGGGAAAUUAUGGAGUGACUGAGGAGUUAUUGUGACUAUUGUAUGUCUUAACUUCUGAGCCUUGGUUGCAUGAAUCUUAAAUAUUUUGAAAGUAUCUCCUCUCCCAUUAAGAAGGCAAGUUUUUGUUUGAGGAAACUGCUUUUGAUGUUUAAGACCCUUUGUACAUCUAACUUUCAGGUUGAACCCCAAAAACAUUCACCAGCGACCCACGGUUGCCUUGCUGUGUGGCCCUCACGUGAAGGGGGCCCAGGGAAUCAGUUGUGGCCGGCAUCUUUCCAAUCAUGAUGUGCAUGUCAUUCUCUUCCUCCCCAACUUUGUCAAGAUGUUGGAAUCGAUCACCAACGAGCUGACACUUUUUAGCAAGACCCAAGGCCAACAGGUGUCCAGUGUCAAAGGUGAGCCGGGUGCAGCCAUGGAUAGUUUUUCUAAAUAUAUAGAAAUAACAAUUAUUUGCUAUAUUGCCAAAGCCUCAAGUCAGCUGAAUAAAGAAAGAUAAAAGUGUGCACUGGCCCAGUCCAUGUGUCCUGCCAAGCUAAAUCAUGGCUGCUUAGCACAAGCUCACAGCUUCCAAGAAAGGAAAUAGCAGUUGCUUUUCUGUUAGCAGAAGAAUCUAGUACUGCCGUCUCCCCUCCCCGCAGACUGAAGUGGUGCACUUUUGCCACUGCAUCCUGGCUUUGUAUAGGUUCUGGGGGUCAAGUGAUGGAGUGGGACAGGUUGUAGAUGCUAAUGUGAUCUUUGUGGGGCUGUGGAGGCAACCUCUAAUGCAGCAGCGCCAUCUACUGGCAAGGAGCUAAGCCAUUUUUAUACCCACUGGACUUGUAGGGAACACUUUAGUUGGAAAGAGGCGAGUUGGGUCAGUUGCACAAGCUGCUAACCAAAUCCUGGGGCUUUGAAAUACAUGCCUAUUUUAGACUUUAUUCCUGGGGCUUGAAAUACAUGCCUAUUUUAGACUUUAUUCAAAAGGAGUUUUGAAAAAGUUGUAGAGGACAGAUCUAUGGGUGGGUGUUAGUCCUGCUGUCUGUAAGGGACAUUCCUGUUCAUAGGCUGCCUGCCUUUGGGGCCCAGUUGUUAUAAGCAGGAGAGGAGCAUUGCCUGCAUGUCGUCUUCUGUGAGCCUCCUAGAAGCAUCCUGCAGGGCUCUGCUGACGGCUGGGCAGCCUGCUAGAAGAGUCUUGGGGAGGCUUUCCUAAAGUCCCUUAUAAGGUGUCUACUUGACAAACAUGUAAAGUGCUCUCUUGUUCCUCCCGCUCCCCAGAUCUUCCAGACUCACCAGUUGACUUGGUGAUAAACUGCUUGGAUUGCCAUGAAAAUGCCUUCCUGAGGGACCAGCCUUGGUACAAGGCUGCUGUGGACUGGGCCAACCAAAACAGAGCCCCCGUCCUCAGCCUGGACCCCCCGGUGAAUGACAUGGAGCAAGGGAUCGACGCCAAGUGGUCUCUGUCCCUGGGGCUGCCACUGCCCCUAGGUGAGAGGGCUGGGCGUGUGUACCUGUGUGACAUCGGCAUUCCACAGAAAGUCUUCCAGGAGGUGGGGAUAAACUACCACUCGCCUUUCGGCUGCAAGUUUGUCAUCCCUUUGCACUCUACCUAAAGUGGGGGGUGGGCUUUGGCCCCGAAGAGGAAAGUGGGGCAGAACCGCCUUGAACCGCACGACUGAUCCUGACCAUAUUAAAACUCUUUGAAGCCUUAAGGAUGUUGGAAGUUCUCAGCUGUGUUUCUUUCAAAAGAAAUAUCAGUAUUGAGGAGAACCAAGAGGGCUCGUGCUCCUCUGAGCCGUUGAUGCUCUCCUGAUGCCAUGAAGGAACGCAGAGGCAGCUGGUGUCUUCAACCAGCUCGGCAAGUUGGUGGUGGGAGGGCAGGGUGCGUGCUUGCUUACACAUGCAGGUGCCCCUGCCCGUUCAGAUAUGCAGCUGACAGUAUGGUUUCAUUUUUCCUUUCCCCCCCAGGACUGGCAGGGGACAUGUGUCCCCCUUGCUGAUCAUGUGGGAAUGAGGGCUGUCCUGCUGCCACCAGGGCACCCCUCUCUUGUGCAGCUACAGCCCCGUCUCUCAAGCUAUAUGGUACCUUGGCUUGCUCAGCCUAGGCAGGUGGUGGGAGACACCUACUUCUCCUGCUGGCAGCUUGAGAGUUUGUAGAGCAGCAAUUGUGUCUCUGAGCCACUGCCAGCACACACUUUUUUCCUUUUUGCUUAUUUGAGUGAAUGAUAAUGCGGUUGCAAUACUUGUGGCUUAAAAAGAAGACUGAGGAAGCAGACUCAUUGGUGCUGUUACUUGUGCUUCUCCACAAGUCGUGUCCUGCCAUCUUACUGUAGAAUUCACGUUGCUGGCGUCUGCUCCUUUUUUAAAAAAAAUACCUACUUCCCAGGGCCCGUGUGUGUGUGUGUGUGUGUGUGUAUGAGAGUGUAUGAGAAUAUUGAGACUGUCUAGCUGCCACUGGAUUUGAAACCCAUAGAAAAAUUCAUGUUCUUGAUGGUGGCACUGUCCUGUUCCCUCUCAAUAUGUCCAGAACAAGCACAUGGCUACACUUUUAAGUGAAGCAAUGAAAUGUGAUGGGGCUUUGUCUAGCGGUGCAGACCAGUUGCAAAGUGGCAUUGGAACAGAAGCGGCUUAAGAUUUAAAGGCCUGUGGAGUGAGACAAAUGGCCAAGCAAAGCCGCCUCUUCCUGCAUGUUGCUUUUGCACCGAUGUCAGUUCCUCUUGUGCUUCAGGCAUGAGCUUGUAUAAUGACCCACUGGUGAAUUGUGCAUCUCAGCUACUGCCUCCCUCUCCCGAUGUGCCGUUCUUCAGUGGGAAGGGCACACCGUUGUGUUGCUCUCUGGGGACCAACUCAUUGCUGUCACUGGCUUGUUCUUAUUCCGAAUGCUGCCAGCAGAACAUUUUGGUUUGUAGCCAGGCUUUUUCUAGAGUUCAGGGGUGCAAUACACUGUUAAGUAGCUGAAUACCUGUUAGCUCUGAGAAAUCAGCCAUGCUUGACCUUCUUGUCUCUAAAGGUGCCAUACAGAACUCUCUCACAAAUCACAAUGAUUAAAAUGUGCAGUAAAGCAGUUGUUCUUCUGUGUUUUC
Messenger RNA from Podarcis lilfordi (Lilford's wall lizard), 22428 nucleotides. The record is from the annotation of a GenBank genome assembly. NCBI's taxonomy places the organism in Eukaryota, Metazoa, Chordata, Lepidosauria, Squamata, Lacertidae.